Messenger RNA from Odobenus rosmarus divergens (Pacific walrus), 1527 nucleotides. It is a transcript of the gene ERICH1, whose product is annotated as glutamate-rich 1. NCBI's taxonomy places the organism in Eukaryota, Metazoa, Chordata, Mammalia, Carnivora, Odobenidae. The record is from RefSeq and is a predicted model, not a curated record. The transcript has 4 exons. The coding region runs from base 1 to 1236 and encodes 411 amino acids.
AUGGCCUGCGCCCCUGCGGGGCUGGUGCUAGACCCCCGGGAUCGCACUCGGGCGGGUGGCCCCGCACUGGACCGGGAUCGUGCCUGCGCAGAAGGUGCCGCGAACCAGGCGGCAGGCCCGCAGAGCCUCGGCUCCACGCCGCCCUCCCGGCACGCUGACGGCGCAGCCCCGAUAACUCCGUUCUCAACAGGGCUCGGCGUUCACCCGCCUCGGCGUCCAGUGUGGACUGUAGACGGCGCCACGCACUGGCGGUGGCCCUCCAGGUGCGAGCCCUUCCCGUUGGCGGGGCUUGGGGACAGCCGUGGAGGCGGCACCACGUCUGCGCCCGGGAGGCGGAGCGGUGGCGUUGCACUGGAGCCCAGGUGCCGGGGCUGGAGGAGCGCGGGUGCAGAUGGGGGGCCGCGCCGCACACAGGCUGUGGCAGCAAGUGGGGUCCGUGCGCCCCAGAACAAGCGGGCCGAGCGUGCGCGGUGCUCCCUGCAUGAGGAUCUUCAUGAUCAACCAAAGAGAAGAAGAGCAAGAAAGCAUAAAUCCAAGAAAAGUUUUAAAAAUCCCAAUAAUGAUCAUGCAGAACAAGCAGAAUUAAAGAAACAGCAGAGUCUUUCACAAGAAAAACUGCAGCUACGGCCCACAGAUGGCCCCACAAUCAGUAAAAAUAAAAAGAGGAAACUGAAGAAGAAGCAGCAGAUGAAGAGGAAGAAAGCUGCCGGCUUACUGACCACAGCCUCUGGCCGCAACUUCAUGUACCAGCCCGAGGAGGGCGACAGUGAGCAAGAAGCCCUGAGAGAGAGUGAUGGGGAGGAUGCCGCGGACCACGGGGAGGAUGCUGCGGACCACGGGGAGGAUGCUGCGGACCACGGGGAGGACGGUGCAGACGCCAAUGAGGAAGACAUUAAAAGUACCAAUGAAAAGGCAGAUGAUAUCCUAAGCUUUCUGAAGUCAACACAAGAAAUUUAUUUUUAUGAUGGUGCCUCCAAGGAUGCAGACUCUGCUGUGUCUGUGGAAGCCAGUCAGGAGCUGUUCCAGCACCUCGAGGCUCACAGCAUGUCCCCCUCCGAUGUGCGCCUUGUGCAUCACAUGAAAACGCUGUUACUUGUGCGAGACACCGAGAGCCUGCAGCACGCCCUGGAGAGGUUCCCAGCAUGUUGCACCAUGCCGCCCGACCACGCCAGAGUGCUCUCAGCUUUCUUUAACUACUGGAUCACACACAUCCUUCUGGAGAAACACAGUGAAUAAAUCGGUGCAUCUGAGAAGAGCCAACAUUUAGCAAGAAAAUAUAAAAAGGCAAACAUGCGAUCGGCAGAGACGUGAUUUGUACAAAGAAGAUAGAAUUGCCUAAAUUUUCUUUGUAACCUGAAUCCCAGGAACUUUGAAAAUAUCUCUGCCGUGUUAUUUAUUUGUGUGUUGUACACAAUGGGCAACAUGCAGUCUGAGACUUUGAGAAACUGGGAUAAAAUGGAACAUUUUCAAUUAUCGGAAAUUGCUUAUGUCUCAGAUUACUACACAGUGAUCCUGUUUUUCUGAUUC